UCGAUUAGGAAAAGAAAGAUGGUAUUAGGAUUGUUGGGGUUUUGUAAUAACAAUAACUAAUCAGAUGUUCCGAACGAGGCAUCUGUCUGUCUUGCCAUUCGCGUUUAUUGCCUCUUGAUUCUACACAUCACUCAUCCCGUCAAUCAUCUUGUCACUACACAGAUUCUUCACACCUCACUUCAGUAUGAUGACUCCAGCUGCUUCACGAGUGGCCCCUACUCUGAGGCUCAACCUCGUCCACACUCGCAACCUACACCGUCAGGCCAUCUCUGUACGACCUACACGAUCGACCGUCAUCCGACCCGCUCAAUUCAGGAGCUAUGCGGAGGGUGCCAAUUCGGGUGCUUCUAACAAUACCCAAAUGUUUGUCAUUCUCGGCGCCAUUGCUGCCCUUGGAGGAGGUAUCUAUUACAUGGUCAAACCCAUCAGUGAUGCUGCCUACGCCGCGAAGGGUGCAGUAAAGACUGUUCAGGACACUGCUGGAUCAGCUGGAGACGCAACUAGCGUCAUUGCUCGCGCCGUCCUGCCUCCAUCCGCAUUGGCAGUGUAUGACAAACUGGCAUCUCAGCCGGGUGGUCUGAACGGACUCUUAUCAAGUUUGAAGGACAAGGAUCUACAAGGAGUCAUUGACGAGGUCAAGAAGAUCGGCGGAGAUGAUGUCAAACGGGUCGUCGAGAAGGUCGAAGCAAAGGUCAAAGAUGCCAAGGGCAAUGUCCAAAAUGUCGACUGGAAAGCUCUCGCCAAAGAGCUUAAGAAGGAGUUGCCGAAAGAGCAGCAAAACUUGGUCGACCUCCUCAUUGGUUAUGUCCCCGACAAAUCCGACAUUGAUGGCAUGAUCAACAAGGUCAAAUCUGAAGCUGCGGAUCAACUCAAGCAGCUCGAAGCCGCGUCGAACAAGAUCUGGAAAGAGGUCGAAAAGGCAAAGAAGGAAGGCAAGGGACAAGCCGACGCACUCAUCAAGGGAUUCAAGUCGGCUACCCCUGACGAUCUUGAUGACCUGGUCAAACAGCUCAAGGAGGCCGCCAAGAAGGCGGGUCUACCAGCGGACCAGAUUGAAUCUUGGCUCAAAUCCAAGGCUGAUGAGAAGAACAUUGAUCCCGAGCAGCUGAGCAAGCAGCUCCAGAGUAAACUCAAGACGGCUGAAAAGUUCUUGCCUGGCCAACCCAAAGAUCUCGUCAAGCAGGUCGACCAGAUCAGUCCUUCAGCCGCCAAGCUAUUGCAGCAGGCUAUGGAGCAGGCUGGAAUUAUGAAGGCCUAAGUGGACAUUGCAACAUCGUCUAAUAGGGUCAGGGUACAGCACGGAUCGGCGAACAAACAUAGCUAGCAAUGUAUAACACAAAGUGCAA
Molecule: messenger RNA, 1346 nt
Organism: Kockovaella imperatae
Lineage: Eukaryota; Fungi; Basidiomycota; Tremellomycetes; Tremellales; Cuniculitremaceae
Exons: 8
Coding region: 185-1258 (357 amino acids)
Source: RefSeq, a predicted model, not a curated record